Messenger RNA from Aspergillus japonicus CBS 114.51, 297 nucleotides. RefSeq lists its product as uncharacterized. The record is from RefSeq and is a predicted model, not a curated record. The annotation marks the transcript as partial. Lineage: Eukaryota; Fungi; Ascomycota; Eurotiomycetes; Eurotiales; Aspergillaceae. The transcript has a single exon.
CUAAUUUCACUACCUUACAUUAUUCCAGCCAGGUUCCUGGCCGUGGAUGGAUGGUGGUGCUGGUGCUGGUGCUGCUGUACUGGUACUAAAACUAAAAGCAGCAUCGGCCCCCCCGUCCCAACGACAGAAACUAUUCCCUCCGUGUAUACGAUCGGCCUUUCAUCCCCACUCCCUGGCCUCGUUCAGGUCCGGUCGGGUUGGGUCUAGUUCAUCAUGGGGUAAGUGGGAGGAGGCUGGAGGAGGAGAAGAAGAAGAAGGAGCUGGAGCUGAGAAUGACGCUGAUUAAUAUCUGACUGG